Molecule: messenger RNA, 1335 nt
Organism: Micropterus salmoides (largemouth bass)
Lineage: Eukaryota; Metazoa; Chordata; Actinopteri; Centrarchiformes; Centrarchidae
Gene: gtf3c6
Product: general transcription factor IIIC, polypeptide 6, alpha
Exons: 6
Coding region: 143-583 (146 amino acids)
Biological process (GO): transcription by RNA polymerase III
Cellular component (GO): transcription factor TFIIIC complex
Source: RefSeq, a predicted model, not a curated record
AAAAAGAAGGCUUCUCGGGCACCGUACAAUCGCGGAAGUUGUAAAAAUAUUUUGUAGAAAAGAAUGGGAUAUUUAAUUAGAUAACACUACAGGAACUGUAUUUUACGUUAAUUCCUAUCAGUCCUCUUCCUGGCCUUUCAACAUGGACGACGAAUGGGAAGAGGAGGAGCAGCUUGUUGUGGUGGAGCUCUCUGGUAUAAUCAACAAUGACUUUCUUUCCAAAUGUCGGGGCACAUGCAAGAUACUGGAUAUUGACAGCGAGAAGCCCAUGAUGCAGGUUGGACAAUAUGUGUUUGCAGGGGAAUAUGAAGACGCUUUGGGGACUUGUGUGCUGUUCAAGGAGGGACCACAGAAAGGAAAAUCAGACAGUGGUCCAGAGCUCAAGUACAUGUGCCACACAGUGAAGAAACUAAUGAUGCAACGAAUCUUCCUGACUGAGAAGAAAGAGGGUGAAACCAGCACAGCAGGAGGUGAAGAUAGUGGGGAACAGUCCAGUCAAGAGGGAAAUGCCAACCAACAGGGAGAGACAGAAGAAGAUAUGGACAACACAGAUUUGGAAGAUGGAGGCACUGCAAUAUUAUGACCUCCCUAUAAAAGUCUAGAGAGACACCAGCAUUUGUGAGGAUGUGAGGGACAGACCAUUCAAAGACAGUAGAAUUUAUACAGUUCAGCCAUAAUAAGAAGUGUCAGUAUUACCAUAAGUCUUGCACAACGUGUCACAAUCCUUUGCCAGAAACAUAUGCCUCUUCUUCAAUGAGCAUCAAAAAUCUGUGAAUUUAGUAUUUGACACCCAACAUAAAUGUGGCUAAAUGACACCUAAAAGAAAAGCAAGCUUUUACAAAUUGCCAAGUAAAUCCAUUCCUCUCAGGUCCACAUAGGACGGUUCCUGGGAAGGGAAGAUACAGAAAUGUGGUGGAAGCCCUCAGCUUAGCAGCAGGUCCUGUCAUUGUGUUUCUCUGAUCUCAUCGAUUUUCCACAUUUCAUGAUGACUAUUUAACCAGCAGAGGGACAGAAAUCUGCUUGAGUUGCAUGUUAUAGUAGAGAUGUGCUUGUUGGAGAAUGAGCCAUUUAUACAUUUAAAGAAGGGAAAAGAGUAUAUAACUUAAAAUAUGAAGACUCUAUUUUUCUGAUUUGUGAUAAAGUGGUUUUAUCAGCACUACUAAAGCAAUUGAUUUAAAUUGUGUUAAAGCCAAAAGAAAUUAAGGUUUUUUAUUUGUUCAUAAAUUAAUUGGGCUCACUGAAAAGUUACCAUGAGUGUUGGUCUUAUUGUGCUUUUUGUUAUUUUGUUUUUGUGGAAUUACUAAUUAAUGUGUUUAUUUUGCAUUUGGUUACAUA